AUGCAUCCCACAACCACCACCUCCGAACCACCGCAAACACUCCUAGACCUAAUAACAGACGUCCUCUCCCUCCUCCUCCUCUCCACCGUGACCGUCCAAUCCUUCGUUGGACGGUGGCAAGUCCUUCGCACUAAACUCACCUCUCUCCAGUCCUCUCUUUCCUCUCUCUCCGAGUCCCCUCUCUGGUCCCAAAACCCUCUUCUUCACACACUUCUCCCUUCUCUCCUCUCCACUCUCCAACGCCUCCUUUCCCUCUCUCACCAAAGCUCGUCUACCAGCUCCUUCCCUGGCGGCAAGCUCCUCUUUCAAAGCGACCUUGAUAUCGCUUCCUCUUCUCUCUCCAAUCACAUCCACGACCUCGAUUUGCUUCUCAGAUCUGGAGUGCUUCACCAAUCCAAUGCUAUUGUUCUGUCGCACCCAGGUCCCGCUUCUGAUAAAGAGGAAUUAGUCUUUUUUAUCCACGAUCUUUUCACCAGAUUACAAGUCGGUGGCGUGGAGUUUAAAAGGAAAGCGUUAGAGUCACUUCUUCAGAUUCUAAAUGCAGACCAGAAAUCAGCUAGUUUAGUUGCUAAGGAAGGAAAUGUUGGUUAUUUGAUCAAUUUGCUCGAUUUUAACAAUCAACCUUUGAUUCGAGAACAAGCAGUUUCGGCUGUAUCGAUACUAGCUUCAUCCAACGACGAGUCAAGAAAGAUCUUAUUUGAAGAGGGAGUAUUAGGACAGUUAUUGAGGAUUCUUGAAACAGGGUCAAUGCCUCUAAAAGAAAAGGCUGCCAUAGCGAUUGAAGCAAUCACAGGUGAUCCUGAUAAUGGGUGGGCUAUUUCCGCAUAUGGUGGUGUCUCAGUAUUGAUUGAAGCGUGCCGAUGUGGAUCACAAGUGACACAAACACACGCAGUGGGUGCUAUUCGAAAUGUUGCAGGAGUAGAGGAUAUCAAGAUGGCUUUAGCAGAGGAAGGGGUUGUACCAGUUAUAAUAAGUUUGCUUGUUUCAGGUACUAGUGCUGCACAAGAAAAGGCAGCUAAUUGUAUAGCAAUACUAGCCUCUUCCGGGGAGUAUUUUCGAGAUUUGAUAAUCCAAGAAAAGGGAUUGCAGAGCUUGAUGUAUUUGAUUCAGGAUUUGUCAAGUUCAGAUACAAUAAUAGAACACGUUUUACAUGCAAUUAGCUCUCUCUCGGUAUCAGAUUCUUCAGCUCAGAUUCUGUCAUCAUCAACUGCUUUCAUUAUCCAUCUCGGCGAGUUGAUAAAACAUGGAAACACAAUUUUGCAGCAAAUUUCCGCAUCUUUACUAGCUAAUUUAUCAAUUAGUGCUGGCAAUAAGCGAGCUAUCUCCAGCUGCAUGUGUUCAUUGGUGGAGCUGAUGGAGUCGCCUAAGUCAGUGGGUCUGCAAGAGGCGGGAGCGCUUGCGUUGGUGUCAUUGUUGACAGUCCGGUGGAAUAAGAAAGAAUUGGCGAGGGAUGAAAAGAGUUUGAUGAAACUGGUGCAGAUGUUGGAUCCUAAAUAUGAGUUCAUUGCCAAGAAGUUUCCGGUAAUGGUAGUGGAUGCAUUGUUGAGUGGACGGAACGGUGGGUGUAGGAAGAGGCUGUUGGCCGCCGGAGCUUGCCAGCAUCUGCAGAAAUUGGCAGAGAUGGAGGUUGCCGGUGCUAAGAAAGCAUUGCAGAGACUUUCUGGGAAUAGGCUCAAGAGCAUGUUCUCUAGGACUUGGAGGGAAUAA
Molecule: messenger RNA, 1707 nt
Organism: Dovyalis caffra
Lineage: Eukaryota; Viridiplantae; Streptophyta; Magnoliopsida; Malpighiales; Salicaceae
Source: the annotation of a GenBank genome assembly